GGAUGGAUGGAUGGAUGGAAGGAUGGAUGGAAGAAAGGAAGAAGGGCUAGGAAGAGAGGCAGGUUUGCUGUACAGAGUUCUUAGGCUGACAGAAUAGACAUGGCAUUCCCAUAAAAGGCCCCAUGAACAACCAGAAUUCACAUCUUGCAAUGCAAUCAGAUGUGGUCCUCCUGGGAUCAGGGAAGAGGGGUUGGAGCUUGGUGGGUGAGCAAGAAAAGCCAUCUGAAAGAACUAAGCGACCAGAUGGCUCAAAGACAAAUUCUUCCCGGCCCAGGCUCCUGCCUAGACACAGCACCAUGCAUCUCCUCGGCCCCUCGCUCCUGCUCCUUGAAUACUUGGCCUUCUCUGACUCAUCUAAAUGGAAGUUUGAGCACCCCCACACUCUCUACAGCUGGGAUGGGGCCUGCGUCUGGAUUCCCUGUCAGUACGCAAUUCCAGGGCGUAAGGAUGAUCUGGAAAACCUGACCUUGUACAGCAACUAUGAAUAUGACAACACCACCAAGAACUUCAACGGGCACAUUCUCUAUAAGAAAACAAAGCCUUGGGGGGAUCCUCAUACCCCGGAGAGGGUUCAGUUCCUGGGAGACCAAAGAUCCAACUGCACCAUACGCAUCAACCCUGUGCUUGAACAAGACAAUGGCUGGCUGGGGCUGAGGUUGAUAACGAAGACUGACAAAUGGAUGGAGAAAAUAGACCUCAACGUCUCUAAGACGCCCCUGUCACCUCACAUUCAGCUCCCUCCAGAAAUCCAGGAGUCCCAGGAAGUCACUCUGACUUGCUUGCUGAAUUUCUCCUGCCCUGGGUACCAGAUACGGCUGCAGUGGUCCCUGAAGGAGCCUGCCGUCACCUCGACCUCCCUGACCACCAAGACUGUCUUCACCCAGAGCAAGCUCACCUUCCAGCCACAGUGGACACACCACGGCAAGAAUCUGACCUGCCAACUCUGGGGCCCCAAAGCAGGGCAGAUCCUCUCUGAGGAAACGGUGCUGCUGGAUGUAAAGCAUGUCCCAAAGUUGAAGAUUGAGGUCAAUCCCGAAGGAGCCAAUGUAACAGAGGGAGAGUCUGUGACCAUGACCUGCCAGGUCAUCAGCAGCAACCCAGAGUUCCAGAAUAUAGCCUGGCUCAAGGAUGGGACCCGGCUGAGGGAGCAGGAGACACCCACGUUAACUCUGUCCUCUGUGACCAAGAAGAUGAGUGGAGAGUACCAGUGUGAGGCCUUCAAUGAUCUAGGCUCAGGACAGUCGGAUGAAGUGUUCCUCCAAGUGUACUAUGCUCCGGAACCUUCCAGGGUUGAGAUCCUCUCCUCGCCAGUGAAGGAGGGAAAUAAAGUAGAGAUGACUUGUAUGUCACUGGCCAAUCCUCCUCCAACCAAUUACACCUGGUAUCACAAUGAGAUAGAAGUGCCAGGAAGGACAAGCAAGACCUUCCAGAUCCCAAUGGUCCUCCUCAGCCAUGCUGGGCAGUAUUCCUGCUUGGCAGAAAACAGACUUGGUCCUGGACAAAUUGGCCAGGAGACUGAGUUAGAUGUCCAAUAUGCCCCCAAGGAGGUAACCACGGUGAUUCAAAACCCCACGCGGAUUCAAGAAGGAGACACUGUGACCCUGUCCUGUAACUACAGUUCCAGUAAUCCCAGAGUUACCCGAUAUGAAUGGAACCUCCAAGGCUCCUGGAAGGAACAAUCACCCGGGGUGCUGAUAAUUCAAAAAGUUGCCUGGGACGCCAAGCCAAUCGCCUGUGCAGCCUGUAACCAGUGGUGUUCAUGGGCCCCCUCUGUCAACCUGGAUGUUCAGCAUGCCCCCAAGGAUGUCAGGGUCCAGCAGAUCAGCCCCCCUUCUGAGAUUCACUCCGGGCACCGAGUCCUCCUUGGAUGUAACUUCUCAAGUAGCCGCCCCAGAGAUGUCCACUUCUUCUGGAAGAAAAAUGGAAUCUUUCUGAAGGAAGGAAAAGAACUGAGCUUUGACUCCAUCUCUCCAGAAGAUGCCGGCGAUUACAACUGCCUCAUCAACAACUCCGUAGGACAGACCAUGUCUGAGGCCAGGAGGCUCCAAGUGCUGUAUGCACCAAGGAUGCUGCGUGUGGCCAUCAGCCCAAAGGACCAAGUGGUGGAGGGGAAGAAGGCAGUCCUGACAUGUGAGAGCGAUGCCAACCCUCCCAUCUUCCAGUACACCUGGUUUGACUGGAAUAACCAAAACCUCCACCAUUAUGAUCAGAUGCUGAGAUUGGAUCCCGUGAAGAUCCAGCACUCAGGCGCCUAUUGGUGCGAGGCGACCAACCAGCUCGGCAGGGUCCAGUCACCCCCCAGCACCCUCACUGUCUACUACAGCCCGGAGACCAUCGGCAGGCGAGUGGCUGUGGGAGUGGGGUUCUGCCUGGCCACCCUACUCCUGGCGUUCUGGGGAGUCAAACUUCAGCGAAGCUGGAAGAGGAUACGGAGCCAGCAGGGGCUCCAGGAAAGUUCCAGUGGGCAGAGCUUCUUUGUGAGGAAGCAGAAGGUUAGAAGGGCCCCGCUCUCCGAAUACCCCCACUCCCUGGGGUGCUACAAUCCGGUGAUGGAAGAGGCCAUCAGUUACGCCACCUUGCGCUUUCCUUUCGGCGAGACUGACACACCAAGAACUGGAGAUGCAGGGACCCUGGAGACAGAGGGACCUUCUCCAAACAGGGAUGACACCAUCACUUACUCUGUCUUGCAGACGUGUCGAGCGGGCGACUAUGAGAACGUGCUUCCAGACAGUCCGGAAGACGAGGGGAUACAUUACUCAGAGCUGGUUCAUCUUGGGUUGGGGAAGCGGCCUCUGGCCCAGGAAGCCGUGGAAUACGUGACCCUCAAGCACUGACAGGCCAAACCCGCUGGAGCAGAGGCGCCGAGGGAGGGACUGCAGGGGCCGGGUGGUCGUGGAGAUUGCCCCACCCCCCCUGCUCAGUCGCAAAGCCACUCGGCCUCCCCUCCACAUGCAGGCACACGCACGCAUGCAUGCACAUCACCAGUGAUGCCUCAGUCAGCGCCCAGAACUUCGUAUGUGGCCCAGAGGCAGGCUUCCUUCUCAACGAUGGUAACCCUGACCCUCCCAAAGGCCUGCUCCCCGUCCGCUCUCUUUCCCAUGGGGAAGGUUGUCUAAAUACUGACCCUGCACUGCACACAUCCCCCUGCCCCUCCCCGGCCACCUGCCACCGCCCACCCCCUCAAAACCCGUCCCCAGUGGGCCAGUGUCCCUGCUGGGAUCAGCUUGUUACUGUAUUUUUUUCUUUCCCUCUCCAUUCCUAUGGCCCCCUCACCCCUGCUCUGAAAGCCCCACUCACUCGUCCUGUGCCUAAUUUCUGCCUCUGGGGCAAAGCUCAGGGAGAAGAGGGGCUGUCCUGCGCUGGGUUCUCCUCCACGCAUCAGUGAGGCAUUCCAUUAUGCUGCUGCAGCCCCUGCCCUUGGGGGUCUUGUGGGCUGAGACACACACUGGUGUGGACAGAUGUGUAACACACACAGAACUGCAUAAUAAAAAUGGCUCAGAUACCACUUC
This is a messenger RNA of Mirounga angustirostris (Northern elephant seal), 3509 nucleotides long. It is a transcript of the gene CD22, whose product is annotated as CD22 molecule. Gene Ontology annotation, cellular component: early endosome; external side of plasma membrane; plasma membrane. The transcript is spliced from 13 exons. Gene Ontology annotation, biological process: regulation of B cell proliferation; B cell activation; negative regulation of B cell receptor signaling pathway. The record is from RefSeq and is a predicted model, not a curated record. Gene Ontology annotation, molecular function: CD4 receptor binding; protein phosphatase binding; sialic acid binding. The coding region runs from base 123 to 2834 and encodes 903 amino acids. Lineage: Eukaryota; Metazoa; Chordata; Mammalia; Carnivora; Phocidae.